Messenger RNA from Epinephelus lanceolatus (giant grouper), 2244 nucleotides. RefSeq names its product MAGUK p55 scaffold protein 1 (gene mpp1). The record is from RefSeq and is a predicted model, not a curated record. Lineage: Eukaryota; Metazoa; Chordata; Actinopteri; Perciformes; Serranidae. Gene Ontology annotation, molecular function: protein binding.
GCUGCAUGUUUACUUGCUUUGUCAGCGCUCCCCGCAGCAGAUAUCUCAUGAACCUCAUCUGCUGCUGAUCAAAACCUUGGACUUUUAUCCCUUAGAGUGAUUUAUCACACCGUCAGGCCUCCUUAUCAGCAGUUUCCUCUCUCGCAACAUUUUGUGACUAGCCACUUGCGGACCUUGAGCCGGGACUCACCGGGUUCACAGCUUUUUUUCUAGCUAACGGAAAGAUGACGUUAAAAUCCAAUAAAAACGAACCCGCAGUCAAACUGGAGUCGGUGAACAGCGUCCGGACAGCCCUCUCCGACCUCUACCUGGAGCAUCUCCUUCAAAACAAACCAAAGACAGACAAGGCUGCUAUGCAAACCUACGAGAAUAAGGGGGCUGAGGUUUACAGCAAUGGCAGUGCUGGACACAUGAACGGCUCAGAGCUGACCAGGAUGAAGGAAGUCGAAUUUGAAAAGAAUUCUUCAGAACCACUGGGGGUCACUCUGAAGCUUAACGACAAACAAAGGUGCACUGUAGCCAGGAUACUGCACGGGGGCAUGAUCCACAGACAAGGAUCCUUACAUGAAGGGGACGAAAUAGCAGAAAUCAAUGGGAAAAGUGUGCUAAACCAAACUGUAGAUCAGCUACAAAAGAUCCUGAAAGAAACAAACGGAGUCGUCACAAUGAAGAUUAUUCCCAACAUGCAGAGUCGAUCCCGCGUCUGUGAGAUGUACAUGAGGGCCCAGUUUGACUAUGACCCCAUCAAGGAUGACCUCAUCCCAUGCAAAGAGGCAGGUCUGAAGUUUCAAACUAAUGACAUCAUUCAGAUCAUCAACAAGCAGGAUCCCAACUGGUGGCAGGGCAGAGUGGAGAGCAGCGCUUCUGACUUUGCUGGUCUGAUUCCCUCCCCAGAGCUCCAAGAAUGGAGGGUGGCAAGUAAAAGCAAGGCCAGAGAGGGCAGUCAGUCCUGCAGCCCAUUUGGAAAGAAAAAGAAGUGCAAAGACAAGUACCUGGCUAAACACAGCUCGAUUUUUGACCAGCUGGAUGUGAUUUCUUAUGAAGAGGUUGUCCGGCUGCCUGCUUUCACAAGGAAAACACUGGUGCUUAUUGGUGCACCUGGCGUGGGAAGGAGCCAUAUUAAAAGUGCACUACUGACCAGAUACCCUGAGAAGUUCUCCUACCCUGCACCACACACCACCAGACCCCAGCGUAAGGAGGAGGAGAAUGGACAGGAAUAUUUCUUUGUCUCCAAUGAGGCCAUGACCAAGUUCAUCUCUGGGAAUGAGCUGUUGGAGUACGGCAGCUUCCAGGGGUAUAUGUUUGGUACCAAAAUUGAGACCAUCCAGAAGAUCCACGACCAGGGCAAAAUUGCUCUGCUGGAUGUAGAACCACAGACCUUGAAACUCCUGCGAACAGCUGACUUUGCACCUCUCGUGGUGUUCAUUGCUCCGACCAGCACGGCUCCCCAGACGGAAAACCUGCAGAUGAUCCAGAAAGAGUCGGACGCCAUUUUAGCCACAUAUAGACACUUCUUUGAUGUGGUUCUUGUCAACAACGAUGUGGAUGAAAGUGUGAAAGGUGUGGAGGAGGCCAUGGAGCAUGCCAGCUCCACCCCACAGUGGGUGCCUGUAUCAUGGGUGUACUGACAGGCCCCUAGUGUAAUACCUUUCUGUUUGUUAAAAAGCAGUGCAAUAUCACUCCUUACACAAAACAAGUUAGUAAUGUCCCAGGUGUGUAUGGGUUUACUUUUGGUUCAUGUUAAUUGUCACUGAGAUAUUUUGCACAAAUGCAUCCAAAAAAUGAGCAAUAUGUAGAAGACUUUAUUUUAGAAAGUUGAGAACCUCACCGACGGUGUGUUAUUUGGUUGUUUCGACAUUUGUGCUUGAGGCUUUUGAGGGGCUAAGGGAUCGUUUUGGUGCCGCACACCUUCUGUGAUUGUUGGAAUGUGAGCUAAUGCAAAAUAGGACCACAACUGUGAAUGAAAUCCUCUCUUUGAAAUGACAGGAUUUUAUCAUGUAAAGCAUUAUCUCGGGAUUCAUUGUGUGUUUUUCUGUUGUCAUUAGAUUGUGCCAUGAAAUUGAGAUUCUGAAACUGUUUGUUCUUGCAAUAUAUUUAACUCCAUACAUCAUCCUCUACCCCAAAUCUUUCAGUCAGUCAUAGACAACCUCACCUGUGUCAUCUCAUCAAAAUUGUAUACCUCAUGGGGUACUGUAAAGGCACUUUUAAACAAAAAAAUAAAAUUCCCAGCUCUGUUGCAACUGC